AUGGCUCAACGUAACAACAAGAAGAAGAACAAUCGUCAUCAAUCUAUGCCCCAACCAACUACACCCUCGCCACAACUCGCUGCUCCCACUAACGGAGUCAUCAACGGCCACGAGCCGCCGGACGAGACUGAUCGUCGCCCACCCGAGACAAAGACACCCACUCCAAUUUCAUCCCCUACCCCGAUCGUUUCGCCGACUCCAAUCACCAUUCCACCUCCCAGGAUCACAGUCGAGACGAAGUGGCCCGGCGAGAACCUUCACACACCCCGGACAUCGUCUCCAUUGAGCACCGUGCACUCGGGAGUGGCAUCAGUCGCACGGGAUGGGUUCUUUGACAUCACGAGCGCCACGGAAACACAUGCCUUAGAAUAUCGUGCGGACAGAGUUACCUCAAUCCACGGCUCCGUCUACGACUAUAUCGGCGAUAUCUUGCAAGACCUGGAACGCAAGAAGUUCGUGAUCACCGCAUUGAAGGCUGGCCAUGAAUACACAGGACGACAGACACUCCGACCCAGCAAACAGAACCAUCUCCGACUCGUCCUCGGAAGCGGAGUGUUUCGCAAGGAACGUUACCUUCUCCUUGACAUCGUGGCCUCUCCGCGCAUGCUAGCAACGAGGAAGGAUCGUCUCUGGCCUGAUCCUGUCGACAUGGACGAGCUCGCCCUCAUGUUGGGACAACGUCGCGCGGAAGCCGCUCCAUCCUUUGUGAUCGCCGAUAGACGACUUCCGCUUGUUCCCGUUUGGGGCCGAGACAGCACGACCUGCAUGCGGAUGCAUUCCGAGAGUAAUUACGACAUCCUGUCUGUCUGCUUUCAACGCGAAGUCGAAAGUUUCCUACAAACGUUAGCCGACGUCCACACCUUCACUGAGAAAUCCGAGCAGCCCGACGAUGACGACCUGCCUGCUCUGCGACUCGGCGAACCCGAAUCCGUGAACGAAUUCCGCCCUCCUUCCCCCGUCAACGGCUUACGCACACCAAACGUCACCUACCAGCAGUGUGCCGAAGAACACUCACUGACGCGGGAGGAACCUCAGACGAAGUUCUACACCCCCGCAGGGAUGCCCGAAAAGUGGCCGACUCCUGCCAAGGAGAUCGUGGGGAGAGCUCUCACGCGAGCACAAGCCGCACUCUCGACGCAAGGCGCACUACGGCAGCAUGAGGUGUCUGAGAUCAAGCCCGUGGCAACACUGGCUCGUCACGAGUAUCCCACAGAUACGACGUCCCUCCGGAAUGAAUACCACGAGGAGUACCCACCGAUACUCCGUGAUGCACCUCCGCAUCUCGUGAACAUUAACACAAAGCAGAGACGUCACGAGGAGACACGCAGGCUCGCUGGGGAGGAUCACUCCAAAUACAUCCACCUGUGCACACCGCAGGACUGCAACAGAUAUUCGGGCAGGAGGAUCAGCCUCGAGCACCAGAACCGCGUAUUGCGCAGUCAUUGA
Messenger RNA from Epithele typhae, 1446 nucleotides. RefSeq lists its product as uncharacterized. The record is from RefSeq and is a predicted model, not a curated record. NCBI's taxonomy places the organism in Eukaryota, Fungi, Basidiomycota, Agaricomycetes, Polyporales, Epitheliaceae. Bases 1 to 1446 code for a protein of 481 amino acids. The transcript has 2 exons.